AUGGGGUUUGGUGUUGACAGAACAGCGUGCGGUGAUCGCCGUUCCUUCAGAGCCAUGUGCUAUAUCUUGCAUGUGUUUGUGAGAGAAGAAUUCCGUUAUUUGAACGUCCCCAGAAUUAAAUCCUACACAGUGGAUGAUAGCAUUGACUGUGCAUUUAAUUGCCUCAGUCAUACAUCAUGUUUUUCUGUGAACCUGGCCGCGUCUAGAGGAAUGGACGGAAAGUUUUGGUGCGAGCUACUCUCUUCUGACAAAUAUAGAAACUCCACUGAACUCCUUGGAAACAAGAGCUCCCAUCAUUUCGUCAUUAAGUCUCCCUGUUCUUCCUCGUCAUGCAAAAAUGAAGGGACCUGUGUACCAAGUUACAAAAAUGGCAUCUUUGAAUGCCUCUGCAAGAAAGACUUCAUUGGAGAUUUCUGCGAGAAAGGCUUCGAGUCCUGUAGAGAUGCAUACAAUUCAUACAAGUCGAACGCCAGCGAGUUGGUUACCUUACACUUUGGCGCGAAAACAACUUCCGUUCUCUGUCAAAUGGGAGAUUUUGGAUGUGGAGAUGGUGGAUGGACACCAGUUAUGAAGAUUGAUGGCAACAAGAACACUUUUCUAUUCAGUUCGGGAUACUGGACUGACAAAAGCGAAUUCAACCCGUCUGGUGGAACGACUGGCUUCGAUUCACAAGAGACUAAGCUACCGACCUACUGGAACACACCCUUUUCCAAGGUCUGUCUCGGUAUGAAGGUUAACGGAAAGAUGAAGUUCACUCUUAUCACCAGCCAGGCUUCGUCUCUUCACUCUCUGGUUGCUGAUGGUCAUUAUCGGUCCACUUCACUGGGUCGGAACAAGUGGAUAGCGCUCACUGAUUCAAAGGCUCAUCUCCAGCCCAACUGCAAUAAGGAAGGAUUCAAUACCCAGACCAUCCAUCGCAGAGCAAGAGUCGGAAUCCUUGGGAACAACGAAAACGACUGCAAUACAUGUGACUCUGUAAUGGGGUUUGGUCUUGACAGCACAGCUUGCGGUGAUCUCCAUUCCUUCAGAGCCAUGUGCUACAUCUUGGUUCAGUGAUGAUUUGCGUUUAAAUAAAUUUUAAAACAGCGCCAAAAUAGAUAAGAUGAAGUCAUCUAAGAACAGUGUGUAAAAACGCAGGAUUAUAAAAUUUGUUGUGUAUAUGAACGCCUUGAGAACACUGCGAUUAAGCAUCUAUCAUCCGAGUCUCGCAAACCAGAAUGUAUGAUGCUCGCGAAAGCUUUGUACAGCUUUUCUUAUGCCAUGUGUGUUUGUAAGUGAAAAAAUGCAAAUAAACAAAGCAAAAUGGAAACGAAAGAAAACAAAAAGAGAGAUAUUUAUCCCGAGCCGUUUUAAUAUAAUGUACGAGGAAAGUUUACCAUUCACUGUUGACUCUAUUCACUGGACCUAGUUUUUGGCCCGCGUCCAAACAUAUCGAUAACGUAGGCUAUCGGAAAUAGCUGUAGCUGGCAAAAAGUUUUAUAUAUAGAAUGGGUUUAACUCUUUAAACCCUGAGAGUGACCAGCAUCUAAUUUCUCCUUACAGUCAUACAGCUGAACCAUUCAUUAAGAUCAUAAGAAUAAAGCAAAUGAUCGCCAACCAAAGAAGCUUUGAUUGUUAAACAAAUUCUCCUCGUCAGUACUAAAGGAAAUGUAUAGAGAAGAGUAUAGAGACGAUGGAUACUGAUGUUAGGGUGUAAAGGAUUAAAUCCGUAUUCAGUGGAUGACGAUUUAUCCCGACCGGUACCCUAAAGGUAAAGGCUGCAUACCCAGAAUGC
Pocillopora damicornis (cauliflower coral) is the source of this 1774-nucleotide messenger RNA. RefSeq names its product putative skeletal organic matrix protein 5. NCBI's taxonomy places the organism in Eukaryota, Metazoa, Cnidaria, Anthozoa, Scleractinia, Pocilloporidae. The record is from RefSeq and is a predicted model, not a curated record.